AUGCGGGUGCAUCCAAAAUCGAUAUUGAGGUUGUCCAGAUGCAUGAAGCAAUGGGCUAGUCAGCUCAUUGCCCCCAAAUGUCCGUGCAGAUUUGAUGUUUCAGGUGCAACAGGGAAGCAUUCGUUGCGUUUCUUUGUGGUUGGUGGCUUCAGUGGAAGUUUGGCCGGGGCCAAUGCGACUUUUUGUGACUCAAAGGUUCCAAAUGCCGCCGAAGAUGAAGACGAUGAGGACUUUGACUUCAACUUUGCCAAGCCGCCAGUCGUUUCAGCUCCUAUACAGCUGAAGUUUUCAGUGCAAGUUAAACCCUCAGAGGCAGGACAGCGUCCGACAGCGGACAUUCAGGUCCACUCCACCCUGUCGUUGCCUGUUGAAAGAGGUUGGCCUCGGGAUCAGCUGGAGCCAAAGGAUGUGGCAUCUUUCAUGGCCGAAGUCUUAGCCGAUCGUCUGCCGCGUUUUGCAGCGGAUUUUUGGAAUUUGCACCUGGUAGAUGCUCCGCUUCAGCUCCGUGGCUAUCAGCAGUGGUCCUCAGAGCACCCUGCUCAACUUCGAAGUACCUGGCUGCCAAAGAUAUGUCCUGCGUGUGUGACGUUGCAGCGCCUUCCGAGUGAAAUUGGAUUUGACCUUGGUCCUUCUGGCAAAUUGACGGUGGCAUGUGAGCCUGUCGGCUUACAAACGACAGAAGAUGGAGAAAGGUUGGACUUACAGGUGAGCACCGCCUUGAACGGAUUUCCAGUGGCUGGAGCAGCUUGGGGUUGGCUCGGAUGUGGUGGCCGUUGGUGGUUUGAGAGAUUUCGCUUGCCAACGCUUCGCAAAAUGCUCCAGGCAUACCAUGAGAUGGUGCAUGAACAGAUGAUGUUAUACUAUGUUGCUGCUUUGAAGAACUAG
Cladocopium goreaui is the source of this 885-nucleotide messenger RNA. The record is from the annotation of a GenBank genome assembly. Lineage: Eukaryota; Dinophyceae; Suessiales; Symbiodiniaceae.